This is a messenger RNA of Gigantopelta aegis, 1573 nucleotides long. RefSeq lists its product as uncharacterized. The transcript is spliced from 3 exons. The coding region runs from base 299 to 865 and encodes 188 amino acids. Lineage: Eukaryota; Metazoa; Mollusca; Gastropoda; Neomphalida; Peltospiridae. The record is from RefSeq and is a predicted model, not a curated record.
UAUUUAUUUGUAACAUAGAUAUUUAUUUGUAACUUAGCUAUUUAUUUAGUCUAGCUAUAAAAAAAAACACAUUCAGUAAGAAAUAACUGACAAGAGCCGUUUUAUUAGGGGACCAUACCGGUAUUUUGGCCAAUGGGUGGCCUGUAGAAUAUACAUGUAGUUACAUUUGAACAGGAAGGAAGGAAGGAAGGGUUUGGGUUUGUUUUCAUGCAAAUGUAAAGAACACAAGGCUUAAAUAGGAAUUAAACGUAACAUUUUCAAAAAAACUCUUUUGGUACUAUAGUAUGUAUUAUUACCAAUGUUGUUGUUUCUUUUUUUAUUUCGCCAUGUUAGAAGCACGUCAUUAUGGAUUGGGUUAAGCAAAAAUUCAGCAAAUGAAACGUUCCAGUGGUGUUCCGUGCUGGAUCCAUCAUACAACAACACUGUUGACAAAAGUAAUUUUAAAUCUGACGUGAAUCAAUCAGAGUUGUGUAUGGCUGUCGACACCCAAAGUGCAUUGUGGGAAACUCGCCCGUGCCACGAGCAGCUACCCUUUAUCUGCAUGAAAACCUUAACUUAUUCGAGCAUGAAUCGCAAGAAUGCAUUCAUGAGAUUCAUCGACAAGAUAUUUGAAUUCUACAGCGACCCAAACAACACAGCCACGUACCUGGUCCUUCCUGUUUUUGUGCUGUUGAUAUUGCUGUGCUGCCUGCCUUACCUCUGUCACCGACUGAGAGACCACAAGAAAGCCAACGAGGUGGAGAUAGAAAUCAAACACCCCGACAUUGAGGAUACUGGGAAGUACAUGAAGUACUCGACGUACUUUGGAAGUUUUCGCAACAAGCGGCCAAUAAACUUUUAUCAGCAAUUUAAUAACGAAAUGUAGAAAAAGCGAUGGAGUUGUAUUACUUAAGUUUUUGUGUUGCGUAUGAAAUAUACUAUGUACAUGUAUUUGAUAAGCUGCUUUGCUACCUAUUCUCAAAAUAUUUACCAAGUAUUUAAUGAAAUGCGUUGCUACCAAUUCUCAAAGGUUUUACCAAUCUGCUUUUCUACCUAUUCUCAAAGUUUUUACCAUGCAUUUAAUAAAUUGCUUUGCCACAUAUUAUCAAAGUUUUUACGCAGUAUUUAAUAAACUACUUUGUUCCAAAUAUCAAAGUGUUCACUAAGUAUUUAAUAAACUGCUUUGCCACCUAUUAUCAAGGUUUUACAUAAUAUUUAAUAAACUGCUCUGCCGCCUGUCAUCAAAGUUUUAAAAAAGUAUUUAAUUAACUGUUUUGUUACCUAUUUUAAAAGGUUUGUUUUACCAAGUAUUUAAUAAACUGCUAUGCCGCCUGUCAUCAAAGUUUUCACAAAGUAUUUAAUAAACUACUUUGCUACCUAUUUUAAAAGGUUUGUUUUACCAAGUAUUUAUUAAACUACUUUGUUACCUAUUUAAAAAUGUUUAUUUUACCAAAUACACAUGCAUUUAAUAAACUGCUUUGUUACCUAUUUUAAAAGGUUUAUUUUACCAAGUAUUUAAUAAACUACUUUGCUACCUAUUUUAAAAGGUUUGUUUUACCAAGUACACAUGCAUUUAAUAAACUGCUUUGUCUCU